AACGAAGAAGUAGAAGGAGAAGGGCACACCCACUUGAGGGCUAUUCUGUGCAUGCUGAAGAGUGCGCUACGCUACCUCGUAGGAUAACCCACGAUUGUUUACUAUUCACAGCAAGUACAACAGUUGUAUAGAGUCUAAAUGUGUAAUCUGCGUGAAGACGGGUCGUUGAUGUGCCUGUUUUUGCUGUCUGCAAACAAAGCAUGCCCUGUUUAGACAGUAACGCUGAAACGCCGGUCACGUGACCUCGCCAGGAAGUACAGCACUACGUCUUUAUUGUGUAGUAUGUGAUUUUCUAACUGAAAAUAUGUCAAACGUAAGGAUGAACUUUGUGUGGACAGACGAUGAAGUUGAGUUGUUAUUGAACGUAACCCUGGAUUUCAAGACUAGCAAGGCAGCUCAGGGAGUUGAUUUUGAAUUAGUCCAUACAAAGUAUGGCGACAUAAUGGACCUGUUUUUGGAGAACUAUCCCUCACCCGAGGACGCCAGUGCAAGUGGGAAAGAAUUUCCACACCAGACGAAGGAGAUAACAAAAGGAAUACUGACGGCUAAGGUGAAGGCCAUUCGUAAUAAGUUCAAGCAUGCCGUGGCGGCUGGACGGAGGACUGGGUAUGGACGAGCAGUCCAACUCUUUUACGGCCUCUGCAAGACCAUUUGGGGAGGAGGAGAAGGAGGAGGAGAAUCGGGUGCUGCACCUGGCACCUGCUCUCCUCUUCCUGGAGGGAUAGAGAUGUUAGAUCAGCGCGCAGACCUCUAUGGAAGAGUGGAGGUGGCAUCCGGCUCUGCUAGCAGUGAGGAUGAAGGGCGCAGCCAGGUGCCGAGUGCCCUCAGGGCAGGACAGGUGUGGACAGACGAUGAAGUUGAGUUGCUACUGAACGUAACCCUGGAUUAUAAGACAAGCAUGGCGGCUGAGAAGGUAGAAUGGGAAACUGUCCAUACAAAGUAUGCCGACAUAACAGACUUGUUUUUUGAGAACUAUCCCUCACCCGAGGACGCCAGUGCAAGUGGGAAAGAGUUUCCACACACGACCGAGGAGAUAACAAAAGCUCAAGUGAUGUCUAAAGUGAAGUCCAUCCGGCAUAAGUUCAGGCUUGCCAUGGCGACCGGGCGGAAGAGAGGGUGUGGCCGAGUGAUCCUCCUCUUUUAUGACCUCUGCAAGGCCAUUUGGGGCGGAGGAGAAGGAGGAGGAGAAUCGGGUGCUGCACCUCAUUCCUGCUCUCCUCUUCCGGGAGGGAUGAAGACGUCAGAUCAACGUGCAGAACUCCGUGGAAGAGUGGAGAAGGCAGAUCGCCAGAAGGCAGAUGUCAGUGCGGAGCUGAUGUCUCCCAUUGCGUCCGACUCUGCUGACAGUGAGGAUGAAGGACGAAGCCAGGUGCCUGGCAACUCCAAGAAAUCCUUGGUGUGGACAGACGAUGAAGUUGAGCUGUUACUGAACGUAACCCUGGAUUAUAAGAAAAGCAUGGCGGCUCACGACGUAGAAUGGGAAUCUGUCCAAAGAAGGUAUGAGGACAUAACGGACCUGUUUUUGAAGAAGUAUCCCUCACCUGAGGACGCCAGUGCAAGUAGGAAAGACUUUCCACACGCGAUGGACGAGAUAACAAAAGGUCACGUGUCGUCUAAGGUGAAGGCCAUUCGUAAUAAGUUCAGGCUUGCCAUGGCGUCUGGGCGGAAGACGAGGUAUGGGCGAGCAGUCCUCGUCUUUUAUGACCUCUGCGACGACAUUUGGGGGGUAGGAGGAAGAAAAUUGAGUGCUGCACCUGUCACCUGCUCUCCUCUUCCUGGAGGGAUAGAGACAUCAGAUCUACGCGCAGACCUCCAUGGAAGAAUGGAGAAGGCAGAUCGCCCGGCAGCAGAAUCAGAUGUCCGUGUGGAGGAGCUGAAAUCUCCCAUGCCGUCCGACUCUGCUGUCAGUGAGGAUGAUGAAGGGCGCAGUCAGGUGCCGAGCGCCCCCAGCAUCACGAGACUUCGGCAUCGACACAUCGACACAACACAUCGAGGCAUCACAUCGACAGCGCCCCGGCUGUCUCACAGUCACAGGCCAGGCCAUGUGAGGAAAAAGCCCUUGUUACCGAUGGGCAUUGCCCAGGAGGAGCUGGAGCUGAAGCGGCGCAUGUUCAAGCACCUGGAGGUCACCGACCGCCAGUUCCUCAGCACCAUGAACCGCUUGACCGCGUCUGUGGAGCGGAUCAGCUCUGACUUCCGCAUGCUGGUGCGGCACAUGAUGGGCAGUUCCAGCCACGGGAGGCCCCAGUCACCGCACCGGCACAAUGGCCUCAGAGAUAACUUCCAAAAUGACACCCAUGAUGAUCUCCAGAAUGCUGCACCGGCGGUCGUUGCCCCACUAUUCGGGUUCACUCACAGGGUCGAAGAGGCUGAAGGGAAUGGGAAAAGACAUCCCAGACAGCAUGCAAGGCAGGAGGAAGAACCUUCUACCUCAGACACUGAAUGGGUCCCGCCAAGGCUGCUGAGGACCAAACCAAAGGACUAUCAACAAAACGACAGAAGGCUAAAGAGGAAGGGCAGUUCCACCACCUCGCCUCCACAGCAGCAGCAGCCGACCCCAAGACAGGAAGAGGCCCCUCCUACCUCAGACAGUCAGGUGGAUGUCGACCAGGUUCUGCUCCGGCUGAGGACGGCACGGAAGGAGGUGCCAGAAAAGAUAUUUGCUGUGAGGUUAGGCGGAAAGGGAGGGGAUGAGAUGGCUGUUUCGGCAGAUGCUCCAGAACCACCAGCAAAGCUCCUCAAACAGGAGCUGGACAACACAGACCAAGGGGAAGAGCUGUAACAAGAGCCAGGGGGAUGUAAUACGCUUCAGAGAUACACUUAGCUAAGUUCACCUACAGAAAGUGGUAAACCUGAUAACAGAUAACCUUCAGACAUCAUUUCAUUUUAAAAAAUGAAGACUUAAGGCUCUUCUAUUUGAUGAUUUACUACCUCUGCCUUUAACUGAACCGGGGUUACUACUGAACUACUACUUGGAAUGCCCUCCAGGUCAUUACACUGCAUUUUGGAUCUCUGGAUCCUGUUCAUCAUUUGACUUUCCCAUAGUGGGAAGAAAGUUAUUUUUUAUUACUGAUGGGGAUCAACCAUUUUUAUUGUGCAGAAAAAAUGUAAAACAUGAAAAAAAAGUGUACAGGAAGGAAUGUGGUAUUGUAUUUUUUGAGUUCUUAAUAAAUACCAGUCCUUAGCAUACACAUAAGCUGCUAAGAACUCUUACUAUCCCGUUCACUGUCUUAUUCUAGGAGUUAUUCCAAGUAGCCGAUUUAACCAACAAUUUUGUACCCCACAACUUCAUUGUUGAAAGCUGCAUGUACACAAUUGCAGUUUCCUUUCAAUCAUGUACAAACAUUUCUAUUGAGUUAAAGUUAGUCUGAAUGCUUAAAAAAAAACAA
This is a messenger RNA of Engraulis encrasicolus (European anchovy), 3389 nucleotides long. RefSeq lists its product as uncharacterized. The record is from RefSeq and is a predicted model, not a curated record. Lineage: Eukaryota; Metazoa; Chordata; Actinopteri; Clupeiformes; Engraulidae. The transcript is spliced from 10 exons. The coding region runs from base 305 to 2782 and encodes 825 amino acids.